AUGAAUGGAAGAAUUGGCGAGCCAAUUCCUUGGCCUCUUUGCUUUUUGAGAACCGUUCAGCCAGCCAUUUCUGCAGAUGCAAGCAACAAAAAGGAUAUAGUCGCAGAGGGUCGCUUAGCAAAAUCGGGGCCAAGAGAAGAGUGGCGAUUGUUCAUGUUGCAGGUCGGCACUCGUUCUCGGAGCAGCGCCGGGAUGCGUUUCAUGAAACAAAGAUCGAUGGCGUAA
Messenger RNA from Coccidioides immitis RS, 225 nucleotides. RefSeq lists its product as uncharacterized. The transcript has a single exon. Bases 1 to 225 code for a protein of 74 amino acids. NCBI's taxonomy places the organism in Eukaryota, Fungi, Ascomycota, Eurotiomycetes, Onygenales, Onygenaceae. The record is from RefSeq and is a predicted model, not a curated record.